Molecule: messenger RNA, 2132 nt
Organism: Anastrepha obliqua
Lineage: Eukaryota; Metazoa; Arthropoda; Insecta; Diptera; Tephritidae
Product: malonate--CoA ligase ACSF3, mitochondrial-like
Exons: 3
Coding region: 276-2027 (583 amino acids)
Biological process (GO): fatty acid metabolic process
Molecular function (GO): medium-chain fatty acid-CoA ligase activity
Source: RefSeq, a predicted model, not a curated record
UGUCGUAAUUUUACAAGCAAAAAUAAUUAUAGUGUUUAAAACAAUUAUUUCGCGAAUAAUAAAAUCCCAAGGAAAAUCAACAUCUCCUACGUCUGGUUACCCCUGUACAUACAAAAAUUCAAAUAGUAUGAAAAAUGUCUAAUCUUAAAUACCUCUGCUUCAAAAUUACUAGCAUUUUUGUUUUUAUGUAUUCAAUUUUAUACAUUACCCUGUAUGACCUCAGAUAAAACAUCAUAUAAAGCAAGCAGUUACAAAUUUUUUUUGAAUCUGGCAUAAUGUUACAAGCAAAAAAAAUUAUCGUGUUUAAAAAUUGGCUUUCGCGAAAAAUAACAUCCCAAGGAAAAGCAACAUCGAUUCCCGAAAGACUUGCAAAGUUGCGCGCACAUUUUGAAAAGGAUGAAGAAAAUGGGUAUGUGGUGCCAAUUUUCAAAAAGUCAAUACUUCACGCACAGCGAAUUGCUAUUAAAAACUAUUUUAGCGAGUAUUCCUAUCAACAACUUUAUAUAGGAGCCAAAAAAUUAUCGGUUCAGAUAUCAAACAUAUGUGGUAGUGGUGCAUCAUGCAACAUUGCUGCUUUCUGUCAAAAUGACGCUUUAUUACCAGUAACACAAUGGGGAUGUUGGAUGUCAGGACAAGUUUUUGUACCACUUUUGCAUAAGCUUCCUCACGAAACAUUAAAAUAUAUUAUUUAUGACUCCAACACAAAACUUAUAAUAUCAGCAAAGGAAUACGAAAUUAUAGCGAAGCAGCUUACUGAAUUGUUUGACAUUCCUUUAAUGAUUAUCGAUCACAAUUUCAUGCCAGAAAAAAGCUCUUCGUCCCGCUUCUUGGAAAAAUUGUUACUUACAGUUGGGGAUAAUGUUUUCAUUGAAGGUACUUUAAAUAACGAUUUCUAUUCCUGCUCAGAUGCAUUAUUGGUUUAUAACACCAACGGAGUUGAAAAGCCAAAGGGAUGUAUUAUAACACACAAGAACCUGCAAUCACGAAUUAAAACAACAUCUGAAGUGUGUAAUUACGAGCCCACUGACUUCUUACUAAAUUUAUUGCCCAUGGAUUACUCAACAUACAGCGUACAUUCUGCGAUGUGUUUGUUAAGUGUUGGAGGAAAAGUAACUUUUUAUAAUGAUCUCGAUUGCAAAAACAUAUGGAAUAGAAUACUCUGUAUAAAUGUACCUAGAGAGGAUAGGCCUAAUAUUCUUACAGCAUUACCCUCAACAUAUAUUAAAAUUAUCCAUGAAUACAAAAUAUUUCCCAAGAACCCUCGAAGGGAUGAAUAUAUAAAAAACUAUUGCUUAAAUAAUUUUCGUCUUAUGAUAUCUGGCCCGUUACCAUUACCAAUGAACAUAUACCAUUAUUGGAAUAAACUGACGGGCCAUAAACUUCUGCGAUAUUACGAAACGCCUGAAACUGGAGCUAUUAUAAGUAAUCCAUAUUUUGAAAAUAAGCAACAGAAAUGGCAACAAACCUCGGUAGGCCUUCAAUUGCCACAAACGAGUAUUCGUAUUGCAAAUUCUAAAGAUGAAGUCGAAUUCGCAUAUAAAGGAAGCAAUUUCAAGAACGAAUGGAUCGAAAAUAUUUCCCAAAGGUUAUUUUUCAAUGAGGGACUUGAACCUUUGGUAGGGGAGCUUCAGGUAUCAGGACCAAUUAUUUUUAAAGGAUACCUCAAUCAGAGAGAUGCGAGAAUGUUUUUUGACAAUCAUUUAUUUAAAACCGGAUUUAUUGUCAAAUUUGAAAAUGGUGUCCUUAGAUUGUUACGACAUAAAGAUGAUAUUGUCAGAAGUGUAGGGCAAAGUGUAUCAAGCGGUGAAAUUGAAACAUCGCUACAAACACACCUAAAAAUAAAGGAUGUUGCCGUUGUUGGUGUUCCAGUAAAUUUGGAAAACCUUCAGACAUUUUGUCCUAAAUGGCUUCCUACUUUCAUUUACCUGGAAAUGCUUCAAAUUAUUCCCGAUAUAAAUCGCAAUUCAGUCAGUGAAAUUGACAAAAACCUAUUAACGAAGUUGUUUCUUUAUAGUACUGGUAGCUAAUUUUAUAACAAAUCCUUCCCAUUCUUUUCGUUGUAUCGUGACAUUGUACAUGGUUUUGUAUUUAAUAAAGAAAUAUGUCAUUCAGAAUUUGAAUGACGAGUGAAA